Molecule: messenger RNA, 432 nt
Organism: Arachis stenosperma
Lineage: Eukaryota; Viridiplantae; Streptophyta; Magnoliopsida; Fabales; Fabaceae
Product: proline-rich receptor-like protein kinase PERK10
Exons: 1
Coding region: 1-432 (143 amino acids)
Source: RefSeq, a predicted model, not a curated record
AUGGCACGAAAGAAAAGAGCAGUUCGUAGAGCAUCCUAUAGUGGCCACUAUCAUUCUGAUCACACACACUCUUCUCCCUCACAAUCACCUACUCAUUCUUCACCUCCAUCACCACCAAACCCUUCUCCUGAUAUGGCCCGCACUAAGACCACUGCUCGCCGCCCUGGCGUUGCUCCUCGCCCUUCUCCUCCUCCACCGCCUAAUACCUCUCAGCCUAGUUCAUCAAAACCCAAUUCUUCCAGAGGAAAGAGGCCUCUUCACGAAGACGAAGAGAAUCCCCCCACUCAAACUCGCCAUACUCGCGAUACAAUCAUUGACUUUCAUCGUCGUCCUGUUGGUGAACCUAGACUCUCCAAUCUAUUUCUUACAAGUUCUUUUAUGCUGAUUUUCCUGAUGAGUCUUAUGAUCAUCGCCGUUUUCAAUCCCUCAUGA